ACUAUGCGUGAAGAUACCCCUACUGAAGUAGUCGAUGAUCUAUAUGCCUUAGCUUGUGGCCCUGAAUCUCAGAUUAGAUCGUACGCUGCGUGCAUCGUGAAUGGUAAAAGGUUCCACACAAAGCAUCGAGAACAACGUCGCCGCAUUCAAAAUUCUGGUAUUUUUGUAACUGGUGAUGAGCAAGCAAAUAAUUUGGAGUUCUAUGGUGUUCUAAAUGAUGUUGUAGAGUUACAUUAUAUGGGAUGGUGUCGAGUGUACUUGUUCCGAUGUGACUGGUUCGACGUUGGCGAUCGAAGACAAGGUGUUUGAGUGGAUUCACAUAUGACUAGUGUCAAUGUUGCUAGGACAUGGUACAAAGAUGAACCCUUUGUCUUGGCAUGCCAAGCUGAACAAUGUUUCUAUGUCAAAGAUAGAAGGGUUAAAGGUAGUUGGUAUGUCAUACAAAAGUUCAUGAAUAGGAAUGUAUAUGAUAUCCCACAAGUGCAUUUAAAUGAGGAUCAUGAAACGUCAUCAAGUGACGGUGAGGCGUAUCAAGAUGAGGAAUUUGAAAGUUCCCGAGGAAAUGUUGACUUUGCUGAUGUUGGAGUGGCAAGUCCACUCCAUAGGCCUGAUGUACAACCAUUUGAGUUUGAUGCAUCAAGAUUAGUUGGGUCAUCUGGACAGCCACAAGUUGGAGAUGAUUUUAUAGAUGAUGCAGAGGCUGAGUCGGGUUCAGACAGUGGUGUUGCUGAUCAUUCAAGUCCAGUUGAGGGGAUGGAUUCUGAUGAUGAUUUCCUAUCUGACUCGGAGUAGUCAUUUUUGAGUGGGCACAUAAAUUACAUGAAGAAGCCAUUUCUUCUCAUUGAACUAGCACCUGUAUAGUUUCCCCCAUUUCCUUUUUAAACUUCAUUUACUGCACAAACACAGUCCUCUAUCUUGGAGGGUUAUAUGAUGAUAUGUAUUAACAUACAUUAGUUUUGCUCUUAAUUUGACUAUGAUGAGCUCGUGCUUCUUGUAUGUCCAGGUUCUAACAUUGAUUUGCAACCAAUUUGUGCAGAUUUAUUAGUAACAGAAUAUUGUGGACAUAGCGGCAAGCAUUGCGGCAUAAUCGAGUGGGAUUGACAAAGAUAUCCUUUUAACUAUUUAGUUAUUUAAUAUGCAGUAGCUAACAUUGGAACCAAAUUUAUAAUGGAACUCUUUCUCUCUAACAUAGACACACACUCAUAUUUUGUGUCUUGU
Messenger RNA from Carya illinoinensis, 1218 nucleotides. RefSeq lists its product as uncharacterized. The transcript is spliced from 2 exons. The record is from RefSeq and is a predicted model, not a curated record. The coding region runs from base 322 to 792 and encodes 156 amino acids. Lineage: Eukaryota; Viridiplantae; Streptophyta; Magnoliopsida; Fagales; Juglandaceae.